Acipenser ruthenus (sterlet) is the source of this 2169-nucleotide messenger RNA. Its product is annotated as OTU domain-containing protein 3. Lineage: Eukaryota; Metazoa; Chordata; Actinopteri; Acipenseriformes; Acipenseridae. The record is from RefSeq and is a predicted model, not a curated record. Bases 756 to 1877 code for a protein of 373 amino acids. The transcript is spliced from 9 exons. Gene Ontology annotation, molecular function: cysteine-type deubiquitinase activity. Gene Ontology annotation, biological process: protein deubiquitination.
ACGCCACUGUUAAAGCAUGACGUGGCGGACAAUUCGCCCUCCAGCGUGAAUCCGAGCAAACCCGAAGGUUUAAAGCUUCGCGGAAUUCGACACCGUAACCGCAGGCGCCGAAGCUAUUUUGAACCUUGUAGGCUACGGUAUACACACGGAAGCGGUGCAGGAAGGAAUGCAACUCCUUUCGGAGAAAUAAAACAACGACGCGUUAAUAUAAUUAUAAAUAAAAAACAACAAGGCUGUCGUGUGGACUGCGGACUCGCUCGGACGACGAGCUUCCGUUGAGGAGAUUUGGGAUGAACGAUUCCUUCCGCUCCGGAUCUCUCUCCUGGAUUUACAGAGACGAGAAGGCGCUGGAUUAUAGCGGGCCUGACCGGAUCAGAACCCGCUGCGUGUGAGACAGAGAGACAGGGGGAAGCAGACGAACACUGAGACGGGUUCUGUGAGCCCCAGUGUGAGUGAGCCCCUGGUUCUGUGUGCCCCAGUGUGAGUGAGCCCCUGGUUCUGUGUGCCCCAGUGUGAGUGAGCCCCUGGUUCUGUGAGCCCCUGGUUCUGUGUGCCCCAGUGUGAGUGAGCCCCUGGUUCUGUGAGCCCCAGUGUGAGUGAGCCCCUGGUUCUGUGAGCCCCAGUGUGAGUGAGCCCCUGGUUCUGUGAGCCCCAGUGUGAGUGAGCCCCUGGUUCUGUGAGCCCCAGUGUGAGUGAGCCCCUGGUUCUGUGUGCCCCAGUGUGAGUGAGCCCCUGGUUCUGUUCGGAGCCCCACGAUGUCCCGCAAGCAGGCAGUGAAGCCGGGCCGCCCCCACAGGAAGUGCUCUGUGGAGAGGAAGCGUGACGAGCGGGCGGUGCGCAGAGCGCUGGCGAAGGAGCGCCGGAACCGAGCGCAGGGGGGCGGGGCCGACGAGGACGAGGAGGAGGAGUUUGUCAGCUUCACCAAUCAGCUGCAAGCACUCGGCCUCAAACUGAGAGAGGUGCCUGGAGACGGUAACUGCCUGUUCCGGGCCCUGGGGGACCAACUGGAGGGCCACUCCCGGAACCACCUGAAGCUCCGGCGCGAGACGGUGGAGUUCAUGAUCGCGCAGCGGCACGACUUCGAGCCCUUCGUGGAGGACGACGUGCCCUUCGAGAAACACGUGGCGAGCCUGGGGAAGUCCGGUACCUUCGCUGGGAACGAUGCCAUCGUGGCCUUCGCCCGGAACCACGGGGUCACCGUGGUGAUCCACCAGGUCAACGCGCCGCUGUGGCAGAUCCGGGGGUCGGAGAAGCCGAUUGGCCGCGAGCUGCACAUCGCCUAUCGCCAUGGCGAGCACUAUGAUAGCGUGCGCAGGAUUGGAGACAACUCUGAGAGUCCCGCCCACCUGAGGACAGAGACUCUGAGUCGCGGUGGGGAGUCCCAGGUGGAUCGGAACCGGUACCGGCCCGCGAGCCCAGCUGGGGGGGACCCCAGGGGGGAGGUGUCGGAGUGGGGGGGCUGCACGGACACCGCGCUCAUCCUGCAGAGUCUGGAGGCUGUGAAUGAUAACAUCGAGACAGCAGUGAGCUCGCUGCUUCAGGGCCCGGGAACACACAGGCACACCCCCGACUCGGAACUCCAGGGGGGGCUGUGGCAGGACUCCGGCUCGGGCGCGCGAAUCUUCGGGAGUCCUGCAGAGAACAACCGGACCUGCGGAACCAGAACCGAGUCAGAGGAGACCAGCGCUGCCAAGAACAGGAGUGUCAAGGUUUCCAGUAAGCAGCGCAAGGAGCAGCAGCGGCUGGAGAAGAAGAGUCGCCAGGAGGAGAAGCACAGACAGAGAGCCCGGGAGAACCAGAACCAGAACCAGGACCAGGACCUGGACCCAGACAGCGGGGUCCACCUGGUCAGGACAUUCUCCACACUCAACAUCUAGCUGAGCCCUCACCCUGACCGACAGCCCAGGGGAGCUGCUGUGGCCUGUGAUGACCUGCGCAGCACGGGCACUACAGGAAUUGUGGGGGCUGUAGUUUCAUUAAGAGGUCUGUGUGUAAUAAAACUCCAACUCCCAUGCUCCUCUGCUGCAGAGGACAUUCACAGCGGUUUCUGCUUUUUUUUUGUUCUUUUAGACGGGGUCAUUUGAAAUUGUUUUGUUUUUGAUCUGAGUGUCUCACCUGGUGAAAUGAAUAUCAACAGUAAUGACAUGAAUAAAUGGAGGGAUGCCUGCA